Messenger RNA from Cololabis saira (Pacific saury), 9029 nucleotides. It is a transcript of the gene dscamb, whose product is annotated as Down syndrome cell adhesion molecule b. The record is from RefSeq and is a predicted model, not a curated record. The coding region runs from base 690 to 6941 and encodes 2083 amino acids. Gene Ontology annotation, molecular function: cell-cell adhesion mediator activity. Gene Ontology annotation, cellular component: plasma membrane; axon. Gene Ontology annotation, biological process: axon guidance; homophilic cell-cell adhesion; dendrite self-avoidance. The transcript is spliced from 33 exons. Lineage: Eukaryota; Metazoa; Chordata; Actinopteri; Beloniformes; Belonidae.
CAGCGGGGUGCGUUUAGAGAGCGACGGCGGGGAAGAUGCGCUUGCUCGCCUCUUGCUGGACGCACAGAGGCGAUGAAGAUGAUAUGACUUUGGAGUCUGAGAAAAAAGCGAGUUUUUCAUUCUCCCAUCCUCUUCUCACUAUUUAUUUUUUUGCUCUUUUAGUUAUUUUAAUUUUGUAAAAAAUUGUCUUCUUUUUUUUUCCCACCUUCAAGAAAUGACCCGCUCAGUCAGUGUUCCAUUAUAGGAAAUCGGAGAUUUUGACUUUCAGGAAAGAAAUAAAGAAAUAAAAGAUUUAGUUUGCAACAAAUUUAAGGAAUUAUUUUUAGCAUCACGAGUCGCCUUCACCCCGCUCUGACUCAGCAGCAGCACAUACACCUGGGCUUCACCCCUCCAGCAUCCUUCUGAAGAACAGGAAGAAGCAGAAAGACGCGGAGCAGGAGGAGAGUCAGUGCGCAGCUCUCCCCAAGACAAUCACAGAGGCUCGUUUGUCCAAGCGCAAGAAAAAGAAAAUCAGUGUCGCGAAAAAAAAAGUAGGAAGGAGAUUUGCAAAGUAGAGACUCGGACCGGAUUGCUUUUAGACAGAGGCAAAUGUUUAACCUUAUCCCAAGCGCACAGAAGAGAAACCCAGGGAGGCACCGGUCGGAGGAAGAAGAGAAAGCAUAGCUUGGGGGGAUUGAACGGAGCAGGGCAUGUGGAUAUUGGCUUUUAUCUCUUUCCAGAGCAUCUUGAAUGUUUUCAGUGAAGAUCUACAUUCCAGUCUAUACUUUGUCAAUGCAUCUCUGCAAGAGGUAGUAUUUGCCAGCACCACAGGGACCUCGGUUCCCUGUCCUGCUGGUGGCGCGCUGCCGGCUUCGCUGCGGUGGUAUUUGGCUACCGGCGAGGAGAUCUACGAUGUCCCGGGCAUCCGGCACGUCCACCCAAAUGGAACCCUCCAAAUCUUCAACUUCCUGCCAUCCAGCUUCAGCAAGCUGAUCCACGAUAACACAUACUACUGCACUGCCGAGAACCCUUCUGGCAAGAUCAGGAGUCAGGAUGUCCACAUCAAAGCUGUUUCACGUGAACCCUACACAGUCAGAGUGGCCGACCAGAAGGCUAUGAGAGGCAGUGUAGCUGUCUUCAAGUGCAUUAUUCCUGCUUCUGUGGAGGCCUACGUUUCAGUUGUAUCAUGGGAGAAAGACACCGUUUCACUCAGCUCAGGACAAAGAUAUCUCAUCACAUCCACGGGAGCCUUGUAUAUUUUGGACGUCCUUCCUGAGGAUGGCCUGAAUAACUAUCGCUGCACAACUCGUCAUCGCUACACCGGGGAGACUCGCCAGAGUAACAGUGCACGUCUCAUCGUGUCAGACCCCACCAAUGCUGAGCCAGCCAUCUUAGAUGGCUUCGACCGCAGGGAGGUGAUGAUUAAUCACCGGGUGGAGCUGCCCUGCAAGGCAUCGGGCUACCCAACGCCCAAAUACCGCUGGCUGAAGGACAACAGCCCUCUGGAGCCGGACAGUCGCUUCCGCCAGACCAUCUCGGGCUUGCUGAUAGAGACUGCACAGCCCAUCGACUCGGGAACGUAUGUCUGCGAAGUGUGGAACAAUUAUGGCAAUGCCGAGGUCAUGGGACGCCUGUAUGUCAAACAGCCCUUAAAAGUGGUGGUCAGCCCUCGAAAGGUGAAGGGCAGCGUGGGUAGCAAGGUGUCCCUGUCGUGUAGCGUGAGCGGCUCCGAUGAGUACGAGCUCUCGUGGUAUCGCAACGGAGAGAUCAUCUAUCCUGGCAACAAUGUCCGCUUCACUGGGCUUAACCGGGAGAACCUCAUCAUGGAGGGAAUGUCCAAAAGCGACGGUGGAGCCUACCAGUGCUUCGCCAGGAAGGGCAAGAUGUCUGCACAGGACUUUGUGCAGGUUAUCCUUGAAGAUGGUACUCCGAAGAUCCUGUCCUCCUUCAGCGAGAAAGUGGUGAACCCCAACGAGCCCGUCUUCCUGGUGUGUAACGUCAAGGGCACGCCGCCUCCCAGGUGCACCUGGUCGCUGGACGACGACCCCGUCAUCAAGGACAGCCACCACCACCUGGGCCACUACGAGACCCACGAGGGCCACGUGGUCAGCCAGCUCAACGUCACACACACCCAGGUGCAGGACGGCGGGGUGUAUCGGUGCACGUGCAGCAACUCGGCCGGGGUCGUGUACCACCAGGCUCGAAUAAACGUAAGAGGCCGCGCCAGCAUCCGUCCAAUGAAAAACAUCACGGCCAUUGCUGGAAGAGAUGCCUUCGUUCACUGUCGUGUGAUUGGCUACCCCUACUACUCCAUAAAGUGGUACAAGAACUCGGCGCUGCUACCGUUCAACCACAGGCAGCGAGCGUUUGAGAACAAUGGUACACUGAAGCUGAGCAACGUGCAGCAGGUGGAUGCCGGCGAGUACAACUGCAAGGUGAUGGUGCAGCCCAACAAGAUGGACUCUCAGAGUGUCCACGUUCGUGUAAGAGUCCCGCCCUACAUUCAGCCCUUUGAGUUUCAGCGUUUCACCAUCGGUCAGAGGGUCUUCAUACCCUGCGUGGUGAUGUCAGGAGACCGGCCGCUGGACAUCACAUGGCAGAAAGAUGGACGGCCUAUCCCUGCCAGCCUGGGUGUGACUGUUGACAACAUUGACUUCACCAGCUCACUGAGAAUCAACAACCUGACACCUGACCACAACGGCAACUACACCUGCAUUGCCCGUAAUGAAGCUGCUGCUGUGGAGCACCAGAGUCAGCUCAUUGUUAGAGUUCCUCCUCAGUUUGUGGUUCAGCCCGAGGAUCAAGAUGGGAUUUAUGGCAAAACUGUGACUCUCAACUGCUCUGCUGAAGGUUAUCCACCACCCACCAUUGUCUGGGAACACUCCAAAGGUGCGGGCGUCCCCCAGUUUCAGCCCAUCCCUCUGAACAGCGGCUCUCGCGUCCAGCUGCUGAGCAACGGCUCGCUGCUUAUCAAGCACGUGUUGGAGGACGACAACGGCUUCUACCUGUGUAAGGUCAGCAACGACGUUGGAGCGGACGUCAGCAAGUCCAUGUACCUCACCGUCAAAAUCCCGGCCAUGAUCACCUCAUACCCAAACACCACUCUGGCCACGCAGGGCGAGGAAAAGAGGAUGAGCUGCAUAGCUCAUGGGGAGAAGCCCAUCAUGGUGCGCUGGGAGAAAGAGGAGCGCAUAAUCAACCCUGAGACCAGCCGAUAUGUGGUCACUGUCAAAGAGGUGGCUGAUGAAGUCAUCUCCACCCUUGUGAUUAUGCCAACUGUUCGUGAGGAUUCAGGAUUCUUCUCCUGUCACGCCAUCAACUCCUUUGGGGAGGACAGGGGCAUCAUACAGCUGACAGUGCAAGAACCGCCCGAUCCUCCAGAGGUGGAGAUCCGUGAGGUGAAAGAUCGAACCAUAGCUCUCCGCUGGACCAUGGGUUUUGAUGGAAACAGUCCCAUCACAGGCUAUGAUAUAGAGUGCAAGAACAAAUCAGCUUCAUGGUUAUCAGCCCAGGUAACCAAAGAUGUGUCACCACAACUGAACCAGGCCACUAUUAUUGACCUCCACCCUUCCUCCACCUACAACAUUCGCAUGGUUGCCAAGAACAUUAUUGGCAACAGCAAUCCCAGCAAUGAGCUCACUAUCACUACUGAUGAAGCAGCUCCCGACGGCCCUCCACAAGAUGUCCUUCUGGAGCCCACUUCCCCACAAAGCAUCAAAGUUUCCUGGAAGCCUCCCCUGAAGCACCUGCAGAACGGCGUAAUCCGUGGUUACCAGGUGGGCUUCAGGGAGUACAGCCCUGGUGGAAGCCAUCAGUUCACCAUCAUCAGCGUGGAUACAACGGGAGACACCACGGAGAGCAUCGUUUUGGACAACCUGAAGAAGUUCACCCAGUACAGCGUGGUGGUUCAGGCUGCAAACAGAGCUGGAACUGGGCCUUCGUCACAGCAGGUGGUCACCAAGACCCUGGAGGAUGUGCCAUCUCGGCCCCCUGAAAAUGUCCUGGCAGUGGCCAAAUCACCAGAGGUCAUUUCACUGUCUUGGAUGCCCCUGCCCAGAGAGGCUCUCAAUGGAAACUUACAGGGCUACAGAGUCAUCUACUGGGCCAACCUACCUGAUGGAGAACUGGGUGAAAUUAGAAAUGUGACAACCAUCCAGCCAUCUCUGGAGCUGGAUGGUUUGGAGAAGUACACCAACUACAGCAUUCAGGUCUUAGCCUUCACAAAUGCUGGAGAUGGCGUCCGCAGCGAACAGAUCUACGUUCGCACUAAAGAGGAUGUCCCUGGUCCCCCAGCAGGAGUGAAGGCCGCGGCCUCCAGCAGCUCUGCUGUGUUCGUCUCCUGGCUCCCUCCACUGAAGCUCAAUGGCAUCAUCAGGAAAUACAUCGUCUUCUGCUCUAACCUGCACCCCAUGGUAAUAGUGAUGAGCGAGUUCGAGGCGUCUCCAGAUGCAUAUUUCUACAGGAUCCCAAACCUGGCUCGAAACAGACAGUACAGUAUCUGGGUGGUGGCUGUGACGGCUGCAGGUCACGGCAACAACAGCGAAAAGAUCACGGUGGAGCCUCUGGCCAAAGCACCAGCUAGGAUCCUGACAUUCAAUGGGACCGUCACCACUCCUUGGAUGAAGGACAUUGUUUUACCAUGCAAAGCUGUUGGCGACCCUCCUCCCACCAUCAAGUGGCUCAAGGGAAACACCAAUGGAACACCUACACCAGUUGCAGUGGAUGGUCGUCGUAGUGUCCAUGGUAACGGCAGCUUCAUCAUACGUACAGUGAAAGCAGAGGAUUCUGGGAAUUACAGCUGUGUGGCAAGCAACAACUGGGGGGCAGAUGAGAUCACACUCAACCUGCAGGUCCAAGUCCCGCCUGACCAGCCACGACUCACAGUUACCAAGACUACCACCACAUCAAUCACAUUGUCAUGGAUACCUGGAGAUAACGGAGGGAGCUCCAUCAGAGGUUACAUCCUGCAGUACUCCGAGGACAACAGUGAGCAGUGGGGCAGUUUUCCCAUCAGCCCCAGUGAGCGUUCAUACCGCCUGGAGAAUCUCAAGUGUGGCACAUGGUACAAGUUCACCCUGACGGCCCAAAAUGCAGUGGGACCAGGACGCAUCAGUGAGAUCAUCGAAGCCAAGACUCAUGGGAAAGAACCCCAAUUUGCCAAAGAACAUGAACUCUUCACCAGCAUCAACUCCACGAGAGCCCGGCUCAACCUGGCUGGCUGGAACAACGGCGGCUGCCCCAUCACCUCCUUCAUACUGGAGUACCGGGCGGUGGACUCAGCCACCUGGACCACAGCCCAGCGCACGUCUCUUACCAAGAGCUACAUCCUGUAUGAUUUGCAAGAGGCAACCUGGUACGAACUGCAGAUGAAGGUCACAAACAGCGCCGGAUCAGCAGAAAAGAAGGUCACCUUUGCUACGCUCAACGGAGACGGAAGUACCAUCCCUCCCUUGCUGAAAACCGGUGAUCCCAUCACGGACGACAAGAUCGGCAGCAGCGGUCUGAAGAUGGUGGUGACCAUCACCUCCAUUCUCGUGGUAGCUGUGCUGGUUUUCAUUAUGCUAAUGGUGCUUAAGAGGAGACGGAGAGAGCAGAGGCUCAAAAGACUCAGAGAUGCCAAAAGCCUGGCAGAAAUGCUGAUGAGUAAGAACACACGGACGCCAGACACAGUGAACAAGCAGCAGCAGACGUUAAGAAUGCACAUCGACAUCCCCAGAGCGCAGCUCCUGAUCGAGGAGAGGGACACCAUGGAGACAAUCGAUGACAGAUCCACUGUGCUGUUGACAGACAAUGACUUUGGAGAGACCAAUAAGCAGAAGUCUUCCACAGUGACGCACACAGUCCACUACCAGUCUCUGUCCCAGGCCACGGGCCCACUGGUGGACGUGUCUGACGCCAGACCCGGAACCAGUGAGUCCCACCACCAUCCCACUGCCAGACGCACUGCCAAAGCUGGUCCUGCCGCAGCACGGAGCCGCUACGCCAGCCAGUGGACUCUGAACCGGCCGCAUCCCACCAGCUCCUCACACACCCUCACCACCGACUGGAGACUCCCCACCCCCCGCGCCACGGGAUCUGUGGACAAAGAGAGCGACAGCUACAGCGUCAGCCCCUCACAGGAUACAGAUCGUGCGCGGAGCAGCAUGGUGUCUACAGAGAGCGCAUCUUCCACCUACGAGGAGCUGGCCCGAGCGUACGAGCACGCCAAGAUGGAGGAGCAGCUUCGCCACGCCAAGUUCACCAUCACAGAGUGCUUCAUCUCCGACACCUCGUCUGAACAGAUGACCGCAGGGACCAACGACUACACCGACAGCCUGACCUCCAGCACGCCGUCCGAGUCGGGCAUCUGCCGCUUCACUGCUUCCCCUCCCAAACCUCAGGAUGUCAGCAGGGUCAUGAACAUGGCCGCGCCCAAGGCGCACAGACCUGGAGGAGAGUUGGUCCACCUGCCACCCUACCUCCGUAUGGACUUCCUCUUGAACCGCGGCGUGCCUCUGCCAGCCCGAUCAGGCGGGGUCAGCAGUAGUAGUGGCAGCAGCAGCAGCGGAGGUGCAGGAGCUGCAGCAGCAGGUGGAGGUGGUGGAGGUGGAGGAGGAGGUGGAGGUGCUACAGGAGAAACAAGAGGAGGUGGAGGAGCCAUGGGCCAGGCCUGCCUUGAACCCCAGAGAAGCCGUACGCUGAAGAGGCCACCUCCCAUGGAGCCCACCCCCAUGGAAGUGCCCUCUCCCAGGGAGGUGCAGCAGUGGCAGCCAGGAACUGCCUCCACCCUCCCUCACAGAGAUGUCCGGGAGAGGGGAGAGGCCCGGGGGGAGGCCCGGGGAGAGGUCCGGGGAGAGGCCUCGGGAGAUCUAGCCCAAGCACAGGCUGCCAAGCUCAGCACCUCCCAGGAGUCCCUGCUGGACUCCAGAGGACACCUGAAACAGAGCAACAACCCUUAUGCCAAGUCUUACACUCUGGUAUAACACUGGGACACACCGGACUGUUUCAGACUACAGGACUACUGCAGACACAAGGGAAGAGGCGGGACAGGAGACAGACAACAGGCACAGGAUGGAUAGUUUUCCACAACAGAAAUUGUUGUAUAUAGAGCCGUUUCUGACAUGCGUCUGAAGUGGAUGCUUUUCUUUGAGUCUGUCUUUCUUUCUUUUAGUCUUUUCUUUCUUUUCUCUCUCGCUCUUCUCUGUUGCUUUUCAUUCUCUCACACCUCGCUCCUCUUCUGAUGAAUUUUCUCUCACAGUUUUUAUUUUCUACUUGAGUAUUCUUUUAUUCUAAAGUGACAACUAUGAGGAUUGCCAAAAUGAUUUAUUUAAAAUUAGAGAAAGAGACAAAAUACUAUUGAAUUUAUAUCAAGGACAAUUAUAGUCAUUAUAAUUACUAUUAUUAUUGUAUAAAAACAGAAAAUAUCUAAAAAAUAAGACGGGCGAGUGGGGAGGACUCUGGACCACUCUGAGGGAGAAUAUUGCUUUCUUAAUUUAUUUUGAUUUUGUUGUCGCCGUGUGAUGAAAUCUGUGAUUGGGAAACAGAGGGAGAUUUUAACACAACGAAGGGCCAACAGAAGAGUGAAAUGAAGACUGACGCCGGACGCAACCGCCAGUGCUGACCAAUCGUAAUGUUGUUCAACCUUUCUGACAACUGCAUGGCGACUGAUCAGAUGACAAUAGAAAUGGCUGGAAAUCCAAAAAAAAAAAAAAAAGAGAAUUUUUUUGUCACACUAAGAAAUUAUACAAUGUGAAUAUAUAUAAAGAGAUCACUUUUAUUUGUGGAUAUUAUGGGGAAAUUGAUUUGGUUAAUAAAGUCCUUAGUCAUGUUUGCACACAUCUGAGUUUUGACUUUUAUAGUUUCACAGAGACCAACAUCCCUCUCUUUUAUUGUCGUUUUUUCAUGUCCUGUUCUUUCUUUUCUAUCAUCUUUUAUCAGCUUUUCCUUUAAGUAUUUGAAGAUUUAAUGUUUGUGUAUCAUUUGAUCACCUGUCCUGCACUAUUUGUCUCUUAAACAUCGAUAUAAGGUCCAGCAAUUACAAGAAUCCUGCACCUUGGUAUCCAAUGAAUGCCAAUUUUUUAAUCUCAAAUUUGAGGAAAUGGUUUGCCUUAUCAGGUUACCAGAGGUGACCAAUCACAGUAGGAAGUGCUUUAUGAAGAGGGAAGGAGCCUCCUUGACUUCUGUUUUACAGAAAAUCUAUGCCCGUGCACUGUGCUCAACAUUUCAUGGAGUGUGUAUUUUAUCCUUCGCUUUCUGUUGAGACCUGACAUUCACUGAAAAGCAGUAGGUGUGAUUUCCAGUAUUUCAAGGGGUCCUGAUAAUUAUCUGAGUUAUUUGCCAGGAAGGAAGAUCUCAGAACUACAAUCUAAUAAUUGUAAAUCUUAUUCUACUAUGUAAUGUGUCUGUUUUUUUGGCUCAUGUCCCUUAAAAAGGCAAGAAAGAAAGGUACCAAUGCAACAAAUGUAUACACUGUGCAUCUUCGUCAGACUCCGGCCCAUUUGUUAAGUCCUGGGACUUUGAGGGAUUCAGGUAGUAUCUUGCCUUAUUUUGGGACAGCAGUCUUCUGGACAAAGUCAGAAACUUUUUGAAUCUUACCAAAUUAUGUAAGUUAGACUCACAAUUAAUUUCUAUUCUCGCUUCUUCAGUAUUUGGUAGUUACACUUUUCCUUUAAUAUUGAAUAUUCAAGUCAAAGUUUUUUCAUAAUUUGAAUAUACGAAGCUCAACAAUGACAAGUCAGUUUUAGUUCAGUUUUGUUUUGUUCAUUUAUUGGAAAUAAAAAGAAGGAUAUUGUGUUUAAAUAUGGCAGCAGAUCUUAAAGCCUUGCACACCUCUCCAUUGGAAGUCUUCUCCUUUCAACAACCCCCAUUUCACAGCUACAGAAAAAUACUUUUGACCUCUUAGUGAUUCUCAGACUUACACCAUCACCUGCGACCUCAGGUGUGCCUUUCCUGAGCAUCUGUGGGAUUCAGUCUGCAUACAAAUAAUGGUUACACAUGGAUAAAAUGUGUUGGUGCCCUUCAAGUAUAAAAGAAAAAGUCACAACGGUCACUGAAAUAACUUGACACACACA